UUUAUCAUUUUUGACUGUGUACAUGAGAAAUGUAACUUUCAUCUCUGCUCUGUCUCUACCUAUAUGUCUGUGCCGCAUAUACCUAUUCUUGUUAUGCCGUUAGCGUCGUUUGUCAAGUUGUUUUUGAUUUCUCCAGCUCUUGUGCUUGCUUUGCACUGCCCAAUCGAAAGCCCGGUCUGGUAGGACACGAUUGAUAUUGACUGAAGUCUGAGAGUUCUUACAUCAUCUUUGGCAUGACAGAUCACUGUCCAAUCUCUCAUCUGUGAUGGAGGAAACUCAAAUGUACCAGUAUAGUGAGCUUUGGGGUUCCGAUGCCAUUCGAAUCAUCAAGCUGUACCCUUCAGAGAGCCUAGACGCUGAAGUCCAGUGCGAGCUCCUAUGUACUAGUCUGACUGAAUGUGAAGAAGAUAUUCAUAGCCUGUACACAGCAAUCUCAUACGUUUGGGGCGACGUCAACAAUACCCGAGCAAUUGUAAUCGAUGGAAAGAAACUCGAGAUUACAGCAACCUUACACUCUGCUCUUUGCCAUAUUCGUCUAAAGGCGGAGCCCGCACGACUGUGGGCCGACGCAAUAUGCAUCAACCAGUCUGAUGUGGAGGAACGAAGCAGGCAAGUUCGUCAGAUGGGGGCCAUUUACGCCUGUGCAUCGCAUACGAUAAUAUACUUUGAUUCCCCAACUCCAGAAGCUGCGCUCUUCCUCGAAGCUCUUCGACAGUAUAACGCGAACAUACGAAAGGGAUUUCCUCCCAGUGCUCUCGCAUUACGAACUUGUAAAGAUCUUUGGAUUCUGUCUAGAGAGUCUUUCCUCAUGCAAGAUUGGCUUUCGAGGAUCUGGGUGCUUCAAGAACUGUUGUUCUCGAGAGAUCCCUGGGUUCAAUGCGGCACUACCCGUUGCAGAUGGGACGAUUUUUGUCAGCAUGUUCGAUCUUUCCAAGAACCUGAGACAACCCAGCUCUCAGCAAUCGAGACUUCAACGUCCACUACAACUCCCAAAAACACCUCCGAAUCAAAUCUGUUGGACUUCAUCCCUUCUUAUUCCAUAUAUGACAUCGGCGCAACAUCGAACGGACUUGAGCUCCUAUUGGCUAUGGCGAGGUUUCGCAACGACUUCUACGACCCUGGGUCGAACAUGUAUGGGGAUCUUUUUCUGUUGACCCUGCUACAAGCCCGGAGAGCCCUUGGCGUGACCGAUCCGCGAGAUAUGCUAUACGCUCACUCUACGAUUGCCCGAUCAGCAGAAUUGGUCGACGGGUAUGGAGAGCUGAUUCGGGUGGAUUACAGCAGAAGUUGUCAAAAGCUUUACAUGGACACUGCGCACUACUUCUUCGAGAAGAGGAGUGGCUCUGCUAUACUGUCAUUUGUGGAGGACAUUGAACUUCAGAAACGGCGUGCUGGAUUGGUAUCUUGGGCUCCUGACUGGACAGUUGCCCAACCGCCGAAACCAUGGACCUCGAUACACGAGUGGUCGGCAAAUCAUGCAAGGUUUCAACACCCUCGGGAGCAAUACUCUGAAAUUAGACCGCUGGGAUUAGAUUGGUCAAGCCAGUCUGUUUUGACUCAUGCUUGGUAUGAAGGCGUCCUUGCGAAUCUAGGAGUUCACGUUGGUUCAGUUAGUGCAAUGAGUCAUGAGAUCAAAGGACGCCUUAGCAACUUUGAUAUUAGAAGGUUUUUCUCUGAUGAAUAUCCGGAUCCUCGGAACCAUACCUCAGCAAUCGACUUCAAGGUUUAUAACAAGUUCUGCGCAGCUUUGGAUGAAGCCGUCGGUCCCGGGCUAUUCUCUAGUCCACCAGACAAUCCCCCUUUAAGUAACCCAUUUUUCCUACCUGCUGGACUCUCGGCCGAUAAGCAGCACUCCGAAUGUAGAGCACGGAUCGUAGGCGCAUUGUACACUGUUGGUAUACUCAAACGAAAUCACACGAGAAUUCUUGCGCCCGACGGCCCGAACCUAAGGGCCGAUACUCAGUUCAUCUUGCCAAAUCUCGUCAAAGAUACCUUAAAGCCAGACAAGUAUUCAAUAUUCCAGAACCGCCGGUUGACGCAGCUUCCGGAUGGUAGGCUUGCUCUGGUUCCGGCUUGUACCAAAGAAGGCGACUUUAUUGUCUGCCUUGCUGGUUCUAAAAUACCUUAUGUCCUUCGUUCUUUUGAGGAGGGUGGGGCAAUACCAAAUAAACUAGUAUAUGAUGCUUUUACCAGGCCAAAAGAUUUCAAGAAGCACGCUCUGAACGGGUGUAGAACAUGUCAGAAAGGAUCGGAACUUUGCGAUAGAAAACCUCCUCUUUGUGGAUACUGUGAAACACUUAGAACAAAAAAGUGCAACUAUGAUAAUAUCGAAUCCAUCAAAGACUUAGCUAUCGAGCAUUGCAAGCUCAUUGGAGAAUGUUUCGUGGAAACAUUGAUGAUGGGAUGGACUGCCCCCGAGAUUGAAAGGAAGCGGAAGGUGAUUUUUGCUAUCCACUAGGAAGUCGAUCAAUUCUUCCCGGCUUUGAUGUAGUAAUAUAUUUUAAUAGAUCAUUACGUUCUGUUUGGAGAUUGUGGUAAUUAAGAUUAGAC
Molecule: messenger RNA, 2550 nt
Organism: Mollisia scopiformis
Lineage: Eukaryota; Fungi; Ascomycota; Leotiomycetes; Helotiales; Mollisiaceae
Exons: 4
Coding region: 266-2458 (730 amino acids)
Source: RefSeq, a predicted model, not a curated record